This is a messenger RNA of Papaver somniferum (opium poppy), 1475 nucleotides long. Its product is annotated as (S)-2-hydroxy-acid oxidase GLO1-like. The transcript has 11 exons. Lineage: Eukaryota; Viridiplantae; Streptophyta; Magnoliopsida; Ranunculales; Papaveraceae. The coding region runs from base 1 to 1110 and encodes 369 amino acids. The record is from RefSeq and is a predicted model, not a curated record. Gene Ontology annotation, molecular function: FMN binding; oxidoreductase activity. Gene Ontology annotation, cellular component: peroxisome.
AUGAUGGUUGAGAUAACAAAUGUGUCGGAGUAUGAGGCUCUUGCAAAGGAGAUAUUACCAAAAAUGGUGUAUGAUUACUAUGCAUCGGGUGCAGAGGAUCAGUGGACACUCAAGGAAAACAGACUAGCCUUCUCCAGAAUUCUUCUUCGACCCCGCGUUCUUAUUGAUGUAAGCAAGAUAGACAUAACUACCACUGUCAUGGGCUUCAAGAUAACGAUGCCUAUCAUGAUUGCUCCCACUGCAAUGCAGAAAUUGGCUCAUCCUGGAGGUGAGUUAGCAACAGCACGAGCAGCAUCAGCAGCUGGCACAAUAAUGACAUUAUCUUCAUAUGCAACAUCCAGUCUUGAUGAGGUGGCCUCAACAGGACCCGGCCUUCGCUUUUUCCAACUCUACGCAUCCAAAGACAGAUAUGUAGUUACUCAGCUGGUCAGGGGAGCUGAAAGAGCUGGCUUCAAGGCCAUUGCCCUCACUGUUGAUACUCCAAGACUUGGUCGUAGGGAAGCCGACAUUAAGAACCGAUUUGCAGUACCUUCAUCUGUGACAUUGAAGAUCUUUGAGGGUUUGGAUAAUGGGGAGUCAGACAAGACAAGUAAUUCUGGAUUUGCCGCAUAUGUUGCUGGCCAAGUUGUCCAGUCCCUAAGCUGGGAGGAUGUGGAGUGGCUUCUGACAAUCACCAAACUUCCAAUUUUAUUGAAGGGUGUGAUGACUGCCGAGGAUACAAAACUAGGUAUACAAGCAGGAGCAGGUGGAAUUAUUGUUUCUAACCAUGGAGCUCGCCAAAUGGAUUAUGUCCCUGCUACUAUUAGUUGUUUGGAAGAGGUUGUAAGAGCUGCAGAAGGACAAGUUCCCGUGUUUCUGGAUGGUGGUAUCCGUCGUGGGACUGAUGUUUUCAAAGCAUUGGCAUUGGGGGCUUCUGGCAUCUUCAUCGGAAGGCCUGUUUUGUUCUCCUUGGCUGUUGAUGGUGAGGCUGGUGUAAGAAAGGUACUUCAAAUGCUCUGCGAUGAGUUUGAACUAACCAUGGCAUUAAGUGGAUGUCGUUCUCUAAGCAAGAUCACUCGUAACCACAUUAUCACUGAUUGGGAUGUUCCUCGCCCAUUUGCCAGAUUAUAAGAAUACUCAGAUAUCUCAGCAUGCAACUGAUUGUUCGGUCCCUUGGCUUCAGAGAUGAAUUUAAGUACAGAAUUUUCUAAUGACUACUAGAGAAGGUGGUUUUGUCGCCAAGGGGGGUUGUCAAGACUGAGAUUUAGGCUAUUUGUAGAAUAAAAAGAAAUGAAAACAGACCUCUACAGAAGUGAUGUUCUAAUAUGGUGGUAAGGUUAAAUAUUACCCGUUUGAACUUUCAUCUAGCCCAGAUGUUACAGUUUGGCUAGAUUCCUCACCUGUAGUCGUCGGUUUGACUUUAACCUUGGCUGGUCGUACAACUAGAUCUCCAUGAGGUGGAAACCCACGGCGAACUUCUUGAGUUAUAAUUGCUU